AGUCAGCUCUCAGGGAGGAGGGGGCUGGAUGGUGGUUGGUGGGGGAGGGGUUUUACACACACAGACAGGAAGAGACCUGCGUGUUCACAUUCUGCCAUAAACACCGAACACCCCGGCUCUGCUGCCCUUCUCCCCCGAGCGACCGUUGUUGUGACGGAGAACCGAAUGCAAACACACACACACACACACACACACAUACACCACAGCAUGAAACCCCAUAAGAGACGUUUCUCACAAAACCAGACCGACCCCCACCCCUAAGAAAAAACAGGGUCAAAGUUCACAGGAAGCUGGGGGGCUGCCAUUUUUCGCUGCUUGCUACAGCUAACGUCUGACGCUCGAUGCUAAACCGACGCGGUGGUGCGGCUGUUUUUUUGGAUUUUGUAGCUCGCUGGAAUCAACGGAUCCCGGUCGUCGCACCCAAUCCGCCUCUCCUCCGGCCGUUGUCGCGAACAGACCGCCGCUCUUGGAUGAAUUCGGCAUGGAGAAAGUAGCGGAGCCGUCUUGGACUUCUUCGUACACCUACCAGGUGAGCAAGCACAGCGCGGAGAUGCUACACAACCUCAACGUUCAGAGGAAAGAUGGAGGCAGGUUCUGCGAUGUGGUGCUGCGCGUCGGUGAGGACAGCUUCCCUGCCCACAAGGCUGUGCUGGCCGCCUGCAGCGAGUACUUCGAGUCGGUGUUCGGCCGCCAGACGGAGGGCGACGGCGACGCCAGGGAGCUGGAGAUGCACACGAUCAGCCCGAAAGUUUUCAAAGACAUCCUGGACUUCGCGUACACCUCAAGGAUCGUGGUGCGACUCGAGUGCUUCCCGGAGCUGAUGACAGCUGCCAAGUUCCUGCUGAUGAGGUCGGUGAUCGAGAUCUGUCAGGAGGUCAUCAAACAGUCCAACAUCCAGAUCCUGGUCCCGACCUCUCGGGGGGGAGAAGCCAGCCUCUUCCAGGCCACUGCCGCCGCGGAGAUGGGUUUUCCGGCGGCUCAGGAGGGGCUCGUGAACGGAACAGGGCUGCUGUUGAACGGCCAGAGCUUUGCUAGCAAUGCGCAGAUGUCCAUGGAAGCGAGCGAGGACGCAGCCGCCGCCGUGCUGCUGGAAGACGGCGGGAAGUCGUCGGUGCCGAUGCUGGAGCCUGUCGGCGGACUGCCCGUGUCCCCGAACAAGGAACUAACGGGGAACACGCUUCAUCACGACGGCGACGGCUCCCCGGUGUCAAAGAGGAGCAGGGGGCGACCAAAGAAAGCGAGUGGUGUCGUGGAGGCGCUUCACUUCAACCACAGCACCCCCCAGAAAGACAACGGGCUGUUUCCGUGCGGCACCUGCGGGAAAGCGUUCACCGAAGCCUCCCGCUUGAAGAACCACGAAGCCCAGCACGGAGCCUCGAGCGGCGGCGCGCACAGCCUCGGUGACAGCCUGUCACCGGCGGGCGGCUUGUCGCUGAUGUCCCACUCGGGUCUGGCGGAGAACGGCUUGCAGUUACCCGGCGGGCUGUCGAUGGACAACCCACGCAAGCGGGAGAGGACCAGGCGGCACGUCGGCUGUGACAUUUGCGGGAAAGUGUUCCGCGACGUGUAUCACCUGAACCGACACAAGCUCUCCCACUCCGGGGAGAAGCCGUACGCGUGCCACGUGUGCGGGCUCCGGUUCAAACGCAAGGACAGGAUGUCUUACCAUGUGCGGUCCCACGACGGCUCUGUCGGGAAGCCGUACGUGUGCCAAAGCUGCGGUAAAGGCUUCUCCAGACCCGACCACCUGAACGGACAUAUCAAACAAGUUCACACAACAGAGAGACCCCACAAGUGCCAGAUUUGUAAUGCCUCUUUUGCUACGAGAGAUCGCCUCAGGUCACAUCUCGCCUGUCACGAGGACAAAAUCCCCUGCAAAGUUUGCGGCAAGUUCCUGCGCGCUGCCUACAUGACGGAUCACCUGAAGAAGCACAGUGAAGGAACGCAUAACUACUGCGGCAUCUGCAACAAAGGUUUCUCCACUGCGUCCUACCUUAAGGUGCACAUAAAGACACACCACGGCUCUCCACUGCCCCCCUCAGCCACAAUGCACAACUUCCCUGAGCCAAGGGGAGGACUGCAGAUGCACAACAGCACCCCUUACCACAUGGGACACCAGUGCUCAGUGGAAGACGGAGAGGAGAACGCUGAGAAAUGUCCUCAUCUGGAAUCAGAGGAAUCAGAUCCUUCAUUCGGAGAGAUGCCAAACAGUGACGAACUGACAUCUCCACACAAACCCGACGAGCCGGAUCUCGAAAUGCCAUCCUUAUCCUGCAACGGAGCUUCAGCAGGGGCGUUGGGUUCCCCCGAGGGAUCCAAAGCCAAGACGGACCCUGAGAAGAAGUUUACCUGCGGGAUCUGCGGUCAGGCCUUCCGCACAAAGUCCUACCUCAACAAGCACCAGCACAGAGUUCACAAAGGCCAGAAGGCCCAGGUAGUUUCAGGGUCUGGUGUAAGUGAGCAGACCCCGUCCCUGUCCUCUCCCUUCUCCCCCCAACAAAACAUGUCCUUGCUCGAGUCCUUUGGCUUUCAGAUUGUCCAGUCCGCUUUCGCCUCGUCGCUGGUGGACGCUGAGGAUGGUCAAAGUGGUCUCGACUUUGGAGGGAAGUGACAAGUUUGCUUGAGAUAUAAUGAAGCUUGUCACUUGUUGGACGAAGCCGGGUUGCCCACAGAAGAUGCUCCGUAUUUGGGAAUAACUUUGCCUCAAGACUACUUUUUUCUGUUUGUCGCGUUGCUUAAUGUGUAUCCAAUAUUUUUGUCAGAGACUGCCAUACGAUUCCUACUUUUUCUACUUUUUCAGAGUAUGAAAAGUGAACGUUGUGUACAUUUUCUUCGUAAAGAAACGACAUGAAGGUUUUAUUUCCUUUGUCUGACAUGAACCUGUUGAAGUUAUGUUUGGUAGACUCUCAGUUGUUUUUGGCUUUUGUGUAAAUCUUAGCUGCACAUAUGUUCCUAACAUGAAAUUAAUUAUUUACGGCAAAUGAUGAUUUUUCUUUUAAAUGUCGGCCGGCUCUGAUGUACUUGGUAAAUCAACCCUUGGCCAUUACAACAGUUUUUAAUCUUUCAUAUAAACAGACGUCUUGACCUCAGAGCAACAGGAGGACUGAGCUCUGUAUUUAUGUUGGAUUUAGUUUUUAUUAAGACCAUGGAUUUAAAUGGGCCUCAAUUUUUCAGACAAGUUCUCUUGCAAAUCUGUUAAUUUCAGACAAUUAAUUAUAUUCCUAACAGGCACACGGCAUAUUUCAUUACGCAUUUAUUACCAGACACAACUUUGUACAAAAAGUGUGGGUUUAAAGGUGGCUGAGUAGCACUGAUAGUUGUCAAGGACCUUUGGGAAUCAUUAUUGACAGGAUUGUAGCUGACAACGGACAGUUCAGAAGCACUUUUAAAACGAGUAUCAUAAAAAAAGUAUCAUUAAAUCUACAUUCUAUUUGUUAUGGCACCGACACAAAACACCUUUGGCGUCUUAGAAGUUGGCAAAAAAGAAAAAUUGUAAUUAAGCUACCUCAGAAGAUAUUAACACCACAGUGCUUUGUUGUUAAUGUUAAUCAUAGCUUAAUCAAGUUUUAUUAUGUUUACUUUAUUGGAUUUCUAGAAUUAAAGGUAAAAAGUGAAAAUGACCUCAAAGCCCCAGCAGCUUUAAAUCUCCCUAAUUUAGUCAGUACAUAGAAGGACCUGUUUCGUCAUUACUUAGCAAAAAGCCUCAGAGGAUAGUUGUAUUUGUGAAUCUUGAGCAGAGUUGGUACACUGAGGUGACGUCUUACAGGAUUUGCCCCUGGCAGCUCAUUUGGCUGUGAAUAGCCCUUUAUAAUUUUUUGAUCUGAUCAUUAGUAGAAAAAAUAUAUAUAUAAUUAAUAUAAAAAAGUGCAAACCUAAGGAGAGGAAAGCCAUUUAUUAUUGUGAUUUAUACUGUGUGCAGGAAUGUUUUUUUUUAUCAUUUAAUGAAAUCGUUUUUUUCUAUCACGUCGGGUAAAUUCAGAUUCAAAAUCGGUCUUGAAACAUGCCAUGAGCUUGUUGGGACCCUGUACAACAAUGACGAAGUUUCCGAGUAUUGUUUGUUAGUUAUUAAAUCAGUGGUGUACAAUAACCACGGACCAAGGUCAGGUAUAUUUUCAGUCUAUUUUUUGAGAAAUGUAAAUUAUAUUUUAUUAACUUAUUCAUGCCCGUUUUUUUUUUUUUGUGUACAGUUUUUUUUUUUUUGAUUGUCAAACAAAAAUCUUGUGAUUUGUUCAUUUUGAUAAUUUUUUCAGUGUAGAUUCUGUUAAAUGGAGUUCCGUGCGUGUUCUUGUGUGCGCGUUGUGCAGCAGUUAACGGGCUACAGGAGGGUUUCACGCCCUGAUCCACCAGCUCCUGCACCGACCAAACGUAAUGCAACUUUUUCAGAGUCAAGUAACUAAGCUCACGUUCUUUGUCUAGUGUUUAUUCAUGUUCUUCGCCUGCACGUCUUGUAUUGACCAGUCCCUCUGUCAGUGAUCUAUCAUUCGCUUGCUCUGUUGUGUAGAUGACACGACUUGUGUUUUGCACUAACGUCCGCUCGGUUAAGGCCCAAGCGAUCCACCUCGCUGUCUUUAAUUCAAACUGUUGAACCCAAGACAUUCCUGUGAUGAGAACAAACAUAAAUGAGCCAUUUGUACUUUUUAAAUAACCCAGUAUGACAUCUGUGAUUGAAUGCAAAGAUCUUUAUAGUAUAAUCUGACUUAAAUGAGGUUUAAGUCUAUAACUGAUUAUUAUUUUCAUUAUCGAUUAUCCGGCAGAAUUGUUUUUGAAUCAUAUAUGUCCAUUUAGACUUUCAAUUGACUUUGUUUGUCUGAUCAACAGUUCAAAACUCAAAGAUACUCAGUGUGCUGUCAUAAAUGCCACAGCUGCAAACUCAUUGCAGAAGCUCAAGAAGCAAUUAACCUCUAAACAAGACACUGUAGUUGUUAAUUCAUUUUUCUAUUGAUCGAGCAAUUGAUUUAAUGGAUUAGUUCAUAAGAAUAAUCGUUUUCAUAUCUCUUCACACUGAAACGUAGAUCUAUACAAGGUCGAAAUAACACAAUUGUAAACUAAACAAUAUGAGAUGUAAUUAUUGGGUCUCAUGAUCACCUCACAUACUGUGUGUGUGUGUGUGUGUGUGUGUGUGUGUGUGUGUGUGUGUGUGUGUGUGUGUGUGUGUGUGUGUGUGUGUGUGUGUGUGUGUGUGUGUGUGUGUGUGUGUGUGUGUGUGUGUGUGUGUGUGUGUGUGUGUGUGUGUGUGUGUGCGAUGCAUGUGUCUGUUUCCUGCUUCUGUUUAAUUAUUAUUUGUAAGUAAAUUUGUCACUUGAACUCAGUACAUUCCUAUAUUAUUUAUGUUUUUAUUGUGAUUGUUACAAGUGUAUAUACCAUUCACAUACACCGUCUAUAGAUAUAUACAUAUAAAUAUAUGAACCAACCAAUAUGAUCAAUGUUUGUCUGUGGUGGUCCUGUACAUAUAUAUAGUUCUUUUCUUGUCUGUUGUAUGGAGGGGUGUUAAGUUAUGGCCAUUUUGACUGAAAAGUGUAAACUGCAUGUGCCUGGCAUGCGAGCUGAGCUGGGGACUGAAUGUCGAUCACUGGUUGGUGGCAGUAAUGGUUUCACUGGUCACUCUGCUGUCACGCUGCUCUGGUAGCGCUCACACUGCCGGCCGCACGACUCACGUCUUUUGUUCUUCUUCUUUUGUUUUGAUCCACUCUGCACUAAGGUAUUUACAACUUAAACGUUAUUAAGGGUUGUGUUGUGAUUAUUUGUUUGAAAUCAUGUGGACGAUGCCGUCAGGAAGGAAUUUCUUCACAGGGAUGUAUGAUUUAUUUCACUCCUGUUGGUACUUCAGAGUUAAAAAAGAUCUUUCCAUUGAUUAUUUAGACCUUAAUGGUUUUUGCUUUCUGCUUUUGGUCUGUUGCAAAGUGCCUUCCAAAUACUGAUUGUGCACAGCAGUGGUUUAAAAAAAAGAUCCUCUUUUCUAAAGGUUUAAAAUUGUACAGAGUGACUUGCAUUGACACUUUUGUAUAAAGAACUCACACAAAUGAAAUGUACAAUAUGUUACCUUGGUAUUUUAUCAUCGUACGCAACAAGAUUGCUCUUUAAACAUGUGACCUACAUGUGUCUUUGGACAUAUUUCAAUUUAAGCAUACUUUUCUAUAGAUAUUUGUUUUUGUACUCUGUCAUUGAGUCUCAUCUCUCUUGUUGGUACAGAGAUGUGGGCGUCAAAUAAAUUGCAAUUGAAAAAUC
Pleuronectes platessa (European plaice) is the source of this 6225-nucleotide messenger RNA. RefSeq names its product POZ/BTB and AT hook containing zinc finger 1 (gene patz1). Gene Ontology annotation, cellular component: nucleus. Gene Ontology annotation, biological process: regulation of immune system process; regulation of cytokine production; negative regulation of transcription by RNA polymerase II. The record is from RefSeq and is a predicted model, not a curated record. NCBI's taxonomy places the organism in Eukaryota, Metazoa, Chordata, Actinopteri, Pleuronectiformes, Pleuronectidae. The coding region runs from base 482 to 2611 and encodes 709 amino acids. Gene Ontology annotation, molecular function: RNA polymerase II cis-regulatory region sequence-specific DNA binding; protein binding; DNA-binding transcription factor activity, RNA polymerase II-specific. The transcript has 5 exons.